GUCCCAGUCUCGGCCACGAGGGUAAGCAGCAGUCUCUUACCCCGAGCCGCCGGUCUCUCGUACCCGUCCAGUAUCGGAGCUGCGUGCAUUGUACCGGUCCGGAGCAGCCUGACAGCGGCCAGCAUGUCUGCAGAGAUCCUCAGCGGAAAAACAGUCUCCGGACUAGUCAGAGACCGACUGAAGAAUGAAGUUGGCGCCAUGAAGGAAAAGUACUCCAGCUUUAGCCCCGGACUGGCCAUCCUGCAGGUGGGGGACAGGGACGAUUCCAACCUGUACAUCAGCGUGAAGCUGAAAGCCGCUGCCGAGAUCGGGAUCCACGCCAGCCACAUCAAGCUGCCAAAGGCUGCCACGGAAACCGAGAUUCUGAACAAAAUAAAGUCGAUCAAUGAGGAUCCAACGUUCCACGGAUUGAUUGUUCAGUUGCCCCUAGAUUCCGACCACGCCAUCAACACGGAAAAAGUCACCAACGCCGUGUCGCCCAGCAAAGACGUGGAUGGGUUGACCAGUAUAAAUGCCGGGAAGCUGGCCAGGGGAGAUCUGGACGAUUGUUUUAUUCCUUGUACCCCAAAGGGAUGCUUGAACCUUAUCAGACAAACAGGGGUUCAGAUCGCAGGUAAAAAAGCUGUGGUUAUCGGGCGCAGUAAGAUAGUCGGGGCUCCGAUGCACGACCUCCUCCUGUGGAACCACGCAACGGUGACCACGUGCCACUCCAAGACGGCCACUCUGGCAGAUGAGGUGAGCAAAGCAGACAUUCUGGUGGUUGGAGCGGGUAAACCAGAGAUGGUGAAAGGGGAUUGGAUAAAGCCGGGAGCCAUCGUGAUCGAUUGUGGCAUUAAUUAUGUCCCAGACGCCACCAAACCAUCCGGGAAAAGCAUUGUCGGGGAUGUCGCGUACAAAGAAGCUACAGAGAGAGCGUCCCACAUCACCCCGGUGCCAGGUGGAGUGGGGCCGAUGACAGUCGCCAUGCUCAUGGAGAAUACGGUGGAGAGCGCAAAACGCUACCUCGAGAAAUAUCGUCCCAACAAAUGGAAUAUCGAGUAUAACCCCCUCCAGCUCCGGACCCCAGUUCCCAGCGACAUCGAGAUCUCCCGGUCCUGUAUCCCGAAACCCAUCGGAAAGAUCGCGGAAGAGAUCGGGUUGCUGUCCGACGAGGUGGAGCUGUACGGCCAGACGAAAGCCAAAGUCCUGCUGUCCACCAUCAGACGUCUGCAGGGGCAGCAGGACGGGAAAUACGUCGUCGUGACCGGAAUUACCCCUACCCCGCUGGGCGAAGGUAAAAGCACCACUACCAUCGGCCUGGUGCAGGCUCUGGGCGCUCAUCUCAACCUCAACGUGUUUGCCUGCGUCCGGCAGCCGUCCCAGGGGCCGACGUUUGGAAUCAAAGGGGGCGCCGCGGGGGGCGGAUACUCUCAGGUCAUCCCCAUGGAAGAGUUUAAUCUCCAUCUUACGGGUGACAUCCACGCCAUCACGGCCGCUAACAACCUCGUAGCCGCUGCUAUCGACGCUCGCAUUUUCCACGAGCUGACGCAGUCUGACAAGGCUCUUUAUAACCGCCUGGUUCCAUCGAGCAACGGAGUCCGGAAAUUUUCAGACAUCCAGAUAAGAAGACUAAAGAGACUGGGCAUCGAGAAAACAGACCCCACGACCUUAACCGAGGACGAAAUCAACAAGUUCGUGAGACUGGAUAUCGAUCCGGACACCAUCACAUGGCAGAGGGUGCUCGAUACAAAUGACCGCUUCUUAAGAAAGAUCACGAUUGGUCAGUCCCCGACGGAGAAGGGCUUCUCGCGCACGACGCAGUUUGACAUCGCCGUAGCGAGUGAAAUCAUGGCGGUUCUGGCGCUCACCGAUGGGCUGGACGAUAUGCGGCAACGCUUGGGGAAAAUGGUGGUAGCCUCCAGCAAGAAAGGAGAGCCAAUCAGCACGGAGGAUUUGGGAGUGAGCGGCGCGUUGGCCGUCCUGAUGAAGGAUGCCGUCAAACCCAACCUGAUGCAGACCCUGGAAGGGACUCCUGUGUUCGUACACGCCGGGCCUUUUGCCAACAUCGCUCAUGGCAACUCGUCAAUCUUGGCCGAUAAGAUCGCUCUGAAGCUGGUUGGCCCAGAAGGAUUUGUCGUGACCGAGGCGGGCUUUGGGGCUGACAUCGGAAUGGAGAAGUUUUUUGACAUCAAGUGCAGGUACUCCGGUCUCCGUCCUCAUGUCGUUGUCCUGGUGGCUACAGUAAGAGCUCUGAAGAUGCAUGGCGGAGGUCCAACCGUAACCGCCGGCGUGCCCUUACCAAGAGAAUACACCGCAGAGAAUUUGGAGCUGCUGGAGAAAGGCUGCAGCAACCUCAACAAACAGAUCCAGAACGCCACGACGUUCGGGGUUCCCGUGGUGGUGGCUGUUAAUGCUUUCAAAACAGACACCGAGGCCGAGCUCGAACUCGUCUGCCGCCUGGCAAGAGAGGCCGGAGCCUUCGACGCCGUGAAAUGCUCUCACUGGGCGGAAGGUGGGAAGGGGGCCGUGGAUCUGGCCCACGCGGUGCAGAGGGCGUCCCACGAACCGAGUGAAUUUAAGUUCCUCUACGACGUGGAGCUGCCAAUCGCUGACAAGAUCCGAAUUAUCGCCCAGAAAAUCUACGGCGCCGACGACAUCGAGCUACUCCCCGAAGCUCAGAAGAAGGUUGAAGUGUACACCCAGCAGGGCUUCGCGGAUCUCCCCAUCUGCAUGGCCAAGACUCACCUCUCCUUAUCUCACAACCCGGAGCUGAAGGGCGUCCCCAAAGGCUUUGUCCUCCCCAUCAGAGAUAUUCGGGCGAGCGUCGGCGCCGGCUUUUUGUAUCCUCUAGUAGGAACGAUGAGCACCAUGCCCGGAUUACCCACGAGGCCCUGCUUCUACGACAUCGACUUGGACCCCAUCACCGAGCAAGUGAACGGAUUGUUCUGAAGCCGCCUGCAGCCUCGCGGGAUCUCGUGACGAAGCGGGACGAUCCGUCCGCCGCCCUCUUGACCGAUAUUCCGUGGCAUCUUUUAUUUAGGGAAUUAGGAGCCGGUUUUAAAUGUAUUUUUUUGUUUGUUUUACGAAAGUCUGAUCUCAGAUUAAAGAAACGUCUAAUUUUA
Spea bombifrons (plains spadefoot toad) is the source of this 3101-nucleotide messenger RNA. RefSeq names its product methylenetetrahydrofolate dehydrogenase, cyclohydrolase and formyltetrahydrofolate synthetase 1 (gene MTHFD1). Gene Ontology annotation, molecular function: methenyltetrahydrofolate cyclohydrolase activity; methylenetetrahydrofolate dehydrogenase (NADP+) activity; ATP binding. NCBI's taxonomy places the organism in Eukaryota, Metazoa, Chordata, Amphibia, Anura, Pelobatidae. The transcript has 28 exons. Gene Ontology annotation, biological process: tetrahydrofolate interconversion. The record is from RefSeq and is a predicted model, not a curated record. The coding region runs from base 124 to 2928 and encodes 934 amino acids. Gene Ontology annotation, cellular component: cytosol.